AUGGCAACGGGGGGCAUUGCCCUCCUACUAUCACCACAGAACCAACCACACAGUUUCCGGGGCCUUGAAACAAUCGGCACCAUCAUCUACAUAUUCGACCUCUGCAUCUUCAUCCUCACCGUUGCCGCGAUAACCUACCGGUUCAGCAAAUGGCCGCACGCACUGAUCUCCAGCCUCGUCCAUCCGACGGAAUCGCUAUACUUUGGCACGGCAUUCCUCGCCAUGGCAAGCAUCAUCGCAUGCAUGGCACACUACGGCAUCCCGCACUGUGGCCCCUGGCUGGUCGUGGUGUAUCGGGUGCUAUUCUGGAUCUAUGUAUCCACUACAUUCGUGGUGGCGGUCGGGGCAUAUUCGAUGCUUUUUACUAAUCCACGGCUCAAGAUCCAAGACAUGACGCCUGCAUGGGAUCUGCCCAUGUUCCCGUUCAUGCUGAGCGGGACGAUCGCCAGUUCCGGAAUUGAAUUCCAACCGCGCCAACACGCGAUGCCAAUGCUCUUCGCCGGUCUUACUGCACAGGGGUUGGGCAUGUGCGUGUCCUGUUUCAUGUAUGCCAGCUACGCGCGGCGUAUGAUCCAGUACGGGUUCCCGUCGCCCGAAUCCCGGCCGGGGAUGUUCAUCGCCGUGGGGCCACCGAGCUUCACCACGCUGGCCAUCAUUGGGCUUGCUGACCAAUGGCCCGGUGGAUACGACUAUUUCGGUCCCGAUGCCAUCACUGCCCAGGUGGUGCGGGUGCUCGCACUAAUGACGGCCGUGUUUAUCUGGAGUUUGUCGCUGUGGUUUUUCUCCAUCAGCGUCGUCAGCUGUCUGGCCGUUUGGAAGACGUUUCGGUUCCGGAUGAACUGGUGGGCGUUUGUCUUUCCGAAUGUCGGCUUCACGCUGGCCACUAUUAAUAUCGGCAAGUCCCUGCAGAGCCAGGCGGUCAUGUGGGUUGGUUCGGUCAUGACGGCAUGUCUUAUCAUUGUGUACUUGUACGUCUUGUGCAAUUUUGUGCGCGCCGUGUGGCGAAAAGAUGUCCUUUACGCCGGCAAGGAUGAGGAUAACUAUAAACGCGAAAAGAUGGGUAAGGCCGAAGCGCUGGGCGAUGAUGUCGAGAGAAACAUUGGCAAUCGAGACGUCAAGGUCAGUUGA
Exophiala dermatitidis NIH/UT8656 is the source of this 1128-nucleotide messenger RNA. RefSeq lists its product as uncharacterized. Lineage: Eukaryota; Fungi; Ascomycota; Eurotiomycetes; Chaetothyriales; Herpotrichiellaceae. The record is from RefSeq and is a predicted model, not a curated record. Gene Ontology annotation, cellular component: membrane. Gene Ontology annotation, biological process: malate transmembrane transport. The transcript has a single exon. Gene Ontology annotation, molecular function: malate transmembrane transporter activity. Bases 1 to 1128 code for a protein of 375 amino acids.